Lates calcarifer (barramundi perch) is the source of this 6264-nucleotide messenger RNA. RefSeq names its product collagen alpha-1(XIII) chain-like. NCBI's taxonomy places the organism in Eukaryota, Metazoa, Chordata, Actinopteri, Centropomidae. The record is from RefSeq and is a predicted model, not a curated record. The coding region runs from base 1697 to 3529 and encodes 610 amino acids. The transcript has 39 exons.
UUAUUUAGUCAUCUCAUCUCAUUAUGUGCUUUUCCAAGUAAUGUUGUAAGAUUACAUUGUUUUUGUAGUUGUAUUGUCUCAUAUAUGUGGCAUCUUACAAUACGUUUUUUUAAGCAAUACUUGGUUUCAUUAAUGGUCAUCCAACUUAUAUAAGUCUGAUAUUACACAUAUUUUCUAAGGAUACUGCAUGUGGAUUGACUGUCAUAUAUAGUCCUUAUAAGUUAACAAAUCAUGUAAAUUACUCAAUAUAAAUUUACUAUGGAUAUUGUAUCCAGUCAAUAAUUGUUUGACGGUCAUAUGUAUUACUUACAAUUUUCAGUAUUACUUACAAAUUUCAGAUACAAAUUUUAUAAAAAUGUAUCUACAUCUUUUCCAUAUGGGGUGGCCCUGAAGAUCAAAGCAACAAAACCAACAAUUCAGACGACACAACAGUAUAUAUACAUUAUAUAGUGAAGGCAGGCUUUACUACCUUGCCAUGUUUUGAUUAAUUUGUGUGCAUAAGGUCAGUGUAUAUACACACAGCCAUGACAACAGACAGGCAUAAAGUGCACUGUACCUACUUCAAAUAUCAGUGUUCAGCUGAUUAUUAGACAGCAAGGCAACAUUAAGGUAUUUUAUUAUAUUAAUUAAAUAGCCUACAUAAUACAUUAAAAGUUAUGUCGGCUGAAAUGUUGUUGUGUUUUGACCUUUGAGGCCAACGUAGCUAUUAAACAAAUGGAAGAAUGAACUGGCACGAAAUGAAAAUUCUCAAGUAAAGUUGUCAAGAACACAUGAUUAAGUCAGGUGUUGGUGUUGGUGGUUUCUUUCUGUCCAGAGCCCACAAAAUCCGGACGCUGCUUUGGUCCGUCCUGUCAGCUGGCCGUUUACCGGUAGUAUGACUGUGCCCUGGCUUUGCGCAUCCUAAAAAUAUCCCUCACCAAGUACGCGGAUCAAAGGGGGCAGCAACACCGCCACGAAUCCCGCCCCGGCAUUUAACCUAAAGCCUCUGAGAGGAGGAGCGUGCAGAGAGCAGAGGGCCCGCGACAUCCAGAGCUGUGCAGAGGAGAGAGAGGCUGGCUCGGGUUUCAGAGACGCGCACUGACGAGUGACCUGCUGCACACACUCAGAUCGUUCCGAGGAGAAGCUGCGAAUGGGACAAACGGAGCGGGACGCAGAGGAAUCACAGUCCGUCCCAGUGAACCAGAAACAUCACUGACUGCCUAAUGACCACAGACACAAUGUCUCGUACUUGAACUUUACUGUAGUUGCUCAUCUGAGUGCAGCAGGGUAGUUUGGAGACAGUUUGAAGAGGAGAAAAGACAUCUGCCAAACUUUUCCCCAGCAGAGAAAGACAUCCGUUCAUCAGCUCCAGAGCUACGGAUCGUCAGGAGGCCUCCUCUGCUCAUUUUCACUAAAUGAAAAUAGGGAUUUCCGUGUGGAUACAACAAAAGCUAAAUGUCUAAAAUGGAUCGGAAGUGGGGAGUCACUGGAAAAGCGGCUGAGGAGUGGAGGAGUGACGGCGAGCAGCAACAGCAGCCUUCAAAUCAGCCUCUGUGGAGAAACUGGAGAGAUUUGUCCGGCGUAACGGUCUGCAUGGCACUGUGCGUCCUAUGCCUUGGAGUUUGCAUUGUGGUUUUUGUGCGCGCUUCGGAGCUACAGUCCAGGAUAGUAAGUCUGGAGCAGCAGCAGCGGGACGCGCAGCUGUCCGCGUGGAGGGAUGUCACUGGAGCAGGUGGAGCCCAUUAUCCUGGGCCGCCUGGACCAGAUUCUGGAGGAGAAGCUCGCAGUCCAUCUACCGAAGACACGAGAGGUGAGGGAAGCUCCUCUCGGCUGCUUGUGUCCUCCAGGACCUCCAGGAGCACCAGGCGAGCCAGGUCUGUCUAUCAUUGGACCAAGAGGACCUCCUGGACAACCUGGAACAAGAGGAUUUCCAGGCUUUCCAGGUCCAAUUGGGUUGGAUGGCAAGCCUGGACAGAAUGGACUGAAGGGAGACGUGGGUCAGCGAGGUCCUAAAGGACAGCCAGGGGAACCUGGACCCAAAGGGGAGAAGGGCGUAUGUGGAGACUACACACACCGGGGCCUCUUUGUACAGGAUCUUCCAUUGAAAACCCUGGCUGCCUUGCGCUCCAGUCAGGCUCUGAUGUUGAAGGGUGAACCUGGAGUGCAGGGACCCCCAGGACCCCCAGGACCACCCGGACUCCCAGGAACCCCUGGCUUGAAUGGAGCCAAUGGCUCACCGGGUAAGCCUGGUGAGCCAGGCAAACCAGGAAAAGACCCAAGGCUUUUACCAGGACUGAAGGGUGAGCCAGGUGUGCCAGGACAAAAGGGUGAUCAAGGCGAUGUAGGCCCACCAGGUCCUGAAGGCCCAAAGGGAGUUAAAGGUGACCAAGGAAUUAAGGGAGAUGAAGGAAAUCUGGGUUUCCCAGGAGAGAGGGGAGAAAAGGGAGAACCAGGUUUCCCAGGCACUCCUGGGUUAAAGGGCCAGGCUGGCAUCCCUGGUACCCCUGGCAUCCCUGGCAAGAGGGGCUACAGGGGGGAAGCAGGUCCUGAAGGCCCAGCUGGACCAAGAGGUCCUCCAGGCCCAACUGGGGAGCCAGGAAAGGCUGAAAUCCACAAUAAUGAAAAUGAUAUUCGCAACAUACCCCUGAUGGGUCCCCCUGGAUUACCUGGACCUCCAGGGCCCCCUGGCCUCCCUGGUGCCAAGGGUGAAGUUGGUUUACCAGGUCCACCAGGACUGGACGGUGAGAAGGGACCCAGAGGGAAGCCUGGAGAGCCUGGUCCUGCAGGCCCAUCUGGCCCUGAAGGUCCUAGAGGGGAGGGUGGUGUCAUGGGCUUCCCUGGACCCAAGGGAGACAAGGGAGACAUGGGUCCAUCCGGAUCACCUGGUUUAGAUGGCCCUACGGGUGAAAAGGGGGCUACAGGGGCCCCAGGCCCUAUUGGAUUACCUGGCACAAUGGGUCCUAAAGGCGAAUCUGGAGAAGGAGCGAGGUCAGAAAUGAUCUAUGGUCCUCCAGGGCCCCCCGGACCUCCAGGACCAGUUGGCCCAGCAGGAUCUCAAGGACCUUCAGGGCCUAAGGGAGAGCCAGGCAUUGGCAUCAGAGGAGAGAAGGGAGCAACAGGUCAGAAGGGUGACAAAGGAGACAGAGGCCAUCUUGGACUCCCUGGGGCUCAUGGGUUAGACGGCAGACCGGGUCCAGUGGGUCUAAUAGGACCAGCAGGUGUACCAGGGCCAGCAGGACCAAAAGGAGAGAGAGGUGGAAAGGGAGACAUAGGAUUACCAGGACCAACUGGGCCUCAAGGCAUCCCUGGUUUAGUAGGACCACAAGGACUCAAAGGGAACCGGGGAGAGAGGGGCAAGAAAGGCAACAGGGGGGCCAAAGGGGAUAAGGGAGACCAAGGAGCACCUGGAUUAGAUGCCCCCUGUCCAUUGGGUUUCCGAGGCUUUAAAGGAGAGAAAGGUGAACCAGGCUUGCCAGGCCUGGACGGGCUGGAUGCCCCUUGCCCUGUGGGGGACGAUGGCUUACCUGUACCAGGCUGUUGGAAUAAAUGACAAUAACUUUGGAAUGGCUGAUGUGAUUGUACAUAGGAUAUUUAUUUUUUUACUUUUUCCCUAAUCUGUUACACGUAGAAAAAAAAAUUAAAUCCUAAAAAGAAAUCGCAAAAUGUUUGUACAGAUUGUUUAAUACGUAUGAUAGUGCUUACGUAUUUGCUUUUUAUAUCUAUGCAUUAUUUUAAUAUGAUUGGACAAGUAAAAAUUAUAAUUUUUCUACAUAUGCAUGAUAUUUGUGCAUAAUGUGAAGUGGAUAAUGUUUAUUAACUUAUUGCAUUAAGCUGUUUUGUUCUCUUGUAAUAGACCAUGCUGCACUGACUUGUGGGGCUGGAAAGACUGUGUUAGAAUUUGGAAAGUCUUCGUUGAACUCUCCUCUUUGUGAAAACAAAAAUGGCUGAGCAGUGCUAGUUUCACGUUUACUAAAUGUUAAUGGAGUGACAGAAAGCUCUUUUAAGUCUGCGCUUUGAAUUUUUGGUCAUGUGCUCAUAUUGUACUGAUGAACAAAUAGACUUAAAUUAUAUCAGAUGUAGGGCUGUCACCACACUAAGAGAUUUCAGUCCAUUAGUUUCGGUUCAGAAGAUAUUUUGAUAAAUAAUGGCCAGACUGACAUGAACUGAUAAUAUACAGGAAUGUGCAUAAUGUAAUGUAAUAACUACAAAUACUGUAAUUCUUAAAAAAGGAAUAAAAUUGAUACCCAUAGCAUAGUAACAUUUUGUGUAGAAUUUAAUGUACUACUGUACAUGACAUUUUUUGAUUGUUAUUGCUAUGGAGCCCAUAAGUGACAAAGGGCAGUAAAAUCAAAUAGGUCGAAAAUAUAACUGUAUAUGUUUGUUAAUCAUGCCAUUAGCUAAAUAGAUGAAAUGUGUAAAAAGAAAUAUGAAGCUUUGAGCUUUCUUCAACUUCCAAUUAGAAUGAUAGGCAAAGUAAAAGUACAAAAAAAAGUUCUUUUUUGUCCUUCUUCUUCUUUUACUGGUUUAAGGUUAAAUAUAUGAUAACUGUUUCACUAUGUGCUAUAGCAAGAACAAACAUACCAACAGACAUGGGUUUGCUCUAAAGCUAGCUUUGGCAAUACUGACAAAUUUGCCAGUAUUAAGUUAUUGCAGAUGUAUUAGUGUCUGUGUAUGUGUCGGUUGAUAAAUAAUAAGUAAUUGGUGCACUGAAAUACCAAACUAGGUUUGAGGUAAUAUAGAAAUACUUUCAGUAUCACAUAGUUUAUUUUUACCAUAUAAAAUGUCCCACUUCAUGUUAGGGUUGGUUGUUUGCAUUUUGUAUUUAGGUUGAAAAUAAAAUGGCUGUUGGCCAACAUAUUGUUGUCAGAUUUCUCCCAAAUCUUGAUAUCUGUAUUGGCCUCAAAUGUUAAGUAUCACUGGAGCUAUCACACAGAAGAACUUUAUUACAUUAUGCAUUCAACACUUUUUUUUAUACAUUAUGGGAAUAUUUAUUGUGUAUUACAAUACAUUAAAAUCAUAAUUUUCCACAAAUCUUUGGGUCAAAAACAACCAUCAAGUCAAAAUGAGAUGGUGAUUUAUGAUGGAUGGUUCCGUUAAAGCUAUAAUCAAAUCCAACCUUCACUGUAUACAAAGAAUAUUUAAAAUACUGCAGAAACCUGCUAAUGAGUACACUGCCCUGAACUUUGCUGUGCAUGUCAUUCUCCCCUGGGGGAUUAACCCUUUUCAUUUUGGAUAAUCCAUGAGUGUUCUUGUAGCCUCAGGACAAAUUUAAACUGUAAAUGCUUCAUGAAAAAAUAUAUUUGUUGUUCUCAAGUACAUGCAGGUGUGACUGGUAUCUUGAACUGAAAAUUCCAACAGUCAUUACAUCCACACAACAUUAUGCCAGUUGGUGUGUUCAUCAGUCAUUAAGGGACGGCCAUAAAUUCUGUGUCUGUUAAUGAGGAAAGUAUCCCAGACAAUCACAUUUUGCUGUCAACAUUUGUGUCAGAACUUGUGUCAUUGAGGAGGGUGUCAACCAAGAUCUCUUAACCAUUUGAAGUUUUAAAGUUCUGGCAUGAAAUGUUUAAUUUUACAGCAGGGAAACAGCUCAGUUUUUUUUAGCUACUUGUAUAUUCCUUCUGGUUUCAGUUCAAUGUAAAUAGUUUUGGCAAAUUUUGUGGGCAGCCACUUCCUGCUUUAUGACUAUCAGGCUCUGUGUAUUAACUGUAGUGUUUGUAGAUUGUUUAUCUGCUUUCUAAUAUGAGGCAUAGUAUACAGCCCGUAUUUUUGGAUGGAAAUAUUGCUGCUCACCUCUAAGGCAUACUGCUGCAACUGUCACAUUGUCUGAUCCUCUUAUGAAGAAAGCUGUAACCUGCUCAGACAAUGGAUUUUUUUUUAAAUUAAGAACUAUAGAACAUUUUUAUCCACAAGCAUUUUAUAGAGUAACUGUACUCAUUAAGCUAACCUCAUUAACUUUACCAAGUGACUCCAUGUUGAAGAAAUGGAUGGGCUGACCUGAUUGAAGCUUGAUCCAUUAUAUGCUGCUGCCUUUGGAAUAACCUUUGUGUUUCGCUUGCCUGGAUAUUAACAGCCAUGAAAGAUUGUUAUUGGAUCCUUGACAGUAAUAAAGUAUUCAUCAUGUGCUGUUGGUGCACGGUACCUCACACUAAUCCGUGCCUUAGUCACCAUAUUGAUGCUGCCGUAUUGAUCAUUAAUACAUUAAUUAAGUCCAGAUAUAUUUUCUAAAAUAUUGAAAAUGUUGAUUGUGUUCAAAGUGACUAUAAUAAUUAAAAAAACAUUUUUAAG